Messenger RNA from Giardia duodenalis, 870 nucleotides. RefSeq lists its product as uncharacterized. The record is from RefSeq and is a predicted model, not a curated record. The transcript has a single exon. Bases 1 to 870 code for a protein of 289 amino acids. Lineage: Eukaryota; Fornicata; Diplomonadida; Hexamitidae.
AUGCACACUGCGCCUCUAAAGCCGUGGAAGCCUGCCCACGAUCCAUACCUCCAUACCAGCUAUGCUAGCCAGACAAAGCACGCUGUCCGGGAAGCAGAUACUACGAUUAAAGCUCUCAACUCGCACAGAAACCAUCUUAUCCGGGAUGCCCGCGCAAUCCAGGACGAGAUAGAGCUGCUAAAGAGAUUGAAGGUGGAGGCCGUCCGUCGGAAACAGAGACACUUGCAAGACGAACUAGAGCGUACAGAUCGUAGGAUUGCCAAGCAGAUCGGGAUAGAAAUCCAACAUGAUGUGAACGAAGAAAACAAGCUCACGACUCUUGCCAAAGCACGUACAGCACGGCAGAAUGUUUUACUACGCAACAAGCAACUCGCUGCAGACGUGCGGCAAGAUUCUAAGGAGCAGCUGGAGGAUCUUCGUGUACGGCGCGAUGCUUAUCUGACCCAGGUAAAGUCGGAUAGGCUCCAGGAGACGCUCGAUAGCUUGGAUCUUAAGCGCGCCUACACCAUGAAGAUGGGCAAUAAGGUACGAGAAGCCCGAGAGCGGAACAUCUGCGAGAUGGACGAACUCAACCGCGACCGCCUUCAGAAAGAACAACUUGUCCAGGACCUCCGCGCACAAGAGAUAGCUCUCCUAGAGGAUAACGAGGAGCUUCGUCGGCUAUUGAACGAGGAACGUAAGGGCAUACCUAAGACUGUCCUCGCCACGAAGGGUCGCCUAGGAAUGGUGAGAGCGUAUGAAGCAGACUUUAAUGAGCAGAUAUCUAGUCACGCGACUGUCCCUUACAGGCAUGACAUCGAAUAUAUGGGCCAGAGGACAUGCAAGAGCAUUUGGGACUGCAAGGAUCUCCCCCCUUCCGCAGCAAAGUGA